Messenger RNA from Tetrahymena thermophila SB210, 519 nucleotides. RefSeq lists its product as hypothetical. Lineage: Eukaryota; Ciliophora; Oligohymenophorea; Hymenostomatida; Tetrahymenidae. The transcript has a single exon. The record is from RefSeq and is a predicted model, not a curated record.
AUGGGUUGCCAUAAUACAAAAUCUAUCAAAACAAGACCUGAUUUUUACUAUCAAACCAGUUAUUUAAAUAAAUAAUAUUUUGAACUCAUAAAAAAAUUAAAGCUCAACAGGGAAAGAAUUUAUGAAACAAUUGAAAAAGGAUAUUUACUCUAAAAUUUGGACAUUUCAAUUUUCCAAGAUGAAUAAAUUAUAAGAGAUACAAUUAGUUAGCUUUAACAAAGCAAGGAAGCUAACGAUUUUUACAUUAUAUAAACUGAAUUUGAUAUUUAUGAAAAGACCUAAAAAUAAAUACAACAUGAUUUAGCUGAAACUGUUGAACAGCAUAAAUUAUUGCUAAAAAAAAUAGAUGUUAAAUAACCCUUGAACAUCGAAAAAAUGCUUUAAAAUAUGUAAAUUAAUCGUGAUAAGCUUCUUAGCUAUUACCGUAUCAUUUAUAGUCCUCAAAAUCUUGAUGAAAAAGCUUCUUCUUAUUAAAAUCUACCUUCUUACAGAGCCUAUUCUACAAGAGACGAGGUGUGA